CUUCUGCCCACGAACGAAGGGUAGUAUUCGAAUCAACAACUAACUCAGUCGGCGGAUAACUGCGCAACAGUCAACAUGCGUACCUACGACGAUACCUUCUCCGGCGAGAAGAUCUACCCUGGAAAGGGCAAGCUCUACGUCCGUGGUGAUAGCAAGAUCUUCCGAUUCCAGAACGGCAAGACCGAGUCCCUCUUCCUCCAACGCAAGAACCCCCGUCGCAUUGCCUGGACCGUCCUCUUCCGAAGACAACACAAGAAGGGUAUCUCUGAGGAAGUUGCCAAGAAGCGAUCCCGUCGCACAGUCAAGUCACAACGUGCCAUCGUCGGUGCCUCCCUCGAUGUCAUUAAGGAGCGACGAACCCAAAGACCCGAAGCCCGAUCUGCUGCCCGUCUCGAAGCUAUCAAGGCCGGAAAGGAGAAGAGAGCCGCUGCUCAGAGCGCGAAGAAGGCUGAGAAGGCGAAGAGUGCUGCCGGUGCUGCCAAGGGACAAGCCACAAGAUUGACUAGCAAGCAGGGAGCGAAGGGUGCGCCAAAGAAGGUUCAGGCUACAAGCCGUUAAGGGGUUGAGAUGGGCUGCUACUUUUUGUUCUGGUUUGUGGGAAGGGUCACGCAUGGAUGAGCAUAUGGACUUGCACGGUCUGGGAUGAUAGCUGAUCAAUGCAAAACCGGU
This is a messenger RNA of Mollisia scopiformis, 669 nucleotides long. RefSeq lists its product as uncharacterized. The transcript is spliced from 3 exons. Gene Ontology annotation, molecular function: mRNA binding; structural constituent of ribosome. Gene Ontology annotation, biological process: cytoplasmic translation. Gene Ontology annotation, cellular component: cytosolic large ribosomal subunit. NCBI's taxonomy places the organism in Eukaryota, Fungi, Ascomycota, Leotiomycetes, Helotiales, Mollisiaceae. The record is from RefSeq and is a predicted model, not a curated record. The coding region runs from base 76 to 558 and encodes 160 amino acids.